AUGGCCUCCUCCGCCGCUGCCGCCGGCCCCGCGCCGCCUCCCACCGACGACGACACCGCUGCCGCUGCGGCCGCACCCCCGCCACCCACGCUCUCCCCGCCGCAGACCUCGGCCCUCCUCUCCUCCUUCGCCGCCUUCCUCACCAUCUCCCUGCACGCGCUCCUCCGCCACCGGCGCCUCUACCCACCGGAGACGUUCCUCCUCGCCACCGCCUACAACCUCCCCGUCUACCAGUCCCGUCACCCGGACGUCUGCGCAUGGGUCCGCGACGCCGUCGCCGCCGCCCUUCCCCAGCUCCGCCACGGCGCAGUCCGCGCCCUCGCCCUCGUCGUCCACCACCCGCACGACCUCGCCGUCGCCGAGCGCUGGGUCUUUGACCUGUCGGGAUUCCCGCGCGAGGACCUCGACCAGGGCCGCGGUGGGGUUGGCGGCGGUGGUGGUGCCGCUGGAGGAGGAAGCAAUAGGAAGGGCAAGGGCGUGGGCGCCGCGGCGGAGGAGAGGAGGAGAAGAAUGGUGUAUGGUGGGUGGGGAGACGACGACGAUGCCGAGGGGGCGAUUAACUGGGCGGAUGUCAACGAGGCGCUCAGGGGCGCGCUGCGCAGGAUAGCCUACGCGGCAGAGACGACCCCCCCACCUCCCGAGGGCUGCACUUUUACUCUCGCCAUUGAGCUACACGACGAGGCCCCUGCCCCGAUCGAGCACCCCCAGCUCUGGAUCCCCUCGCAGCCGGAUCUCCAGCCUCCAACGCCGAGAAAUCCCUCCACGGGGUCCGCCCUUGGCGGUUCCUCCACGACGCCCAUCCGCGCCGUUCAGGCCGGGCCGCUGUUCUUCGAGUGCUGGUAUGAGCAGGGCAAGGAGGAGGACAAGGCGGCGGCAUCGACACAGGACAGCGACGCAAUGGGCGACUCGCAGUUCUCCAUGUAUCGCUAA
Messenger RNA from Purpureocillium lilacinum, 930 nucleotides. RefSeq lists its product as uncharacterized. NCBI's taxonomy places the organism in Eukaryota, Fungi, Ascomycota, Sordariomycetes, Hypocreales, Ophiocordycipitaceae. The record is from RefSeq and is a predicted model, not a curated record. Gene Ontology annotation, cellular component: zeta DNA polymerase complex.